AUGAAAGUGACCGAAGUCGGACCGUUGUACAAAAUCUCAAAAAUUGAUGCGGCAAUCUGGGUGAUCACGGCCAUUUGCGUACUCGGCUAUGAUAUAGUUGAAGGUCUCGUUGCUGGCGUCGUCCUCGCCGUCCUCAGUGUCAUUGCCCGGACUCAAUGGCCUCCAAUGAAUGAAAUGGGUCGUCUUCCGUGUGGGGAUUUUCGUGUGGCCAAUCGUUUCUCAGCCGCUAUUCCGCCAAUUGUUCCCGUUAUCAGG
Molecule: messenger RNA, 255 nt
Organism: Mesorhabditis belari
Lineage: Eukaryota; Metazoa; Nematoda; Chromadorea; Rhabditida; Rhabditidae
Source: the annotation of a GenBank genome assembly